This is a messenger RNA of Eruca vesicaria subsp. sativa (arugula), 1681 nucleotides long. The record is from the annotation of a GenBank genome assembly. NCBI's taxonomy places the organism in Eukaryota, Viridiplantae, Streptophyta, Magnoliopsida, Brassicales, Brassicaceae.
AUGGCGUCAGUGAUCUCUGUUGGUGAUGAAAGUCUUCGCCUUUGCGUCUUUGAUUUGAGGAGAGGCCAAACCGAAGGUCAAGAGCUUGACAAGAUUCUCUUCUUUCAUCCUCCUGAGCUUGACGUCUCCACGCAGCUAUCAGUUAUUGGACUCAGUGAAGGAGCUAUAUGGAGGAUUGAUGCAUUGAGGAGAGUGCUUAAGGAAGUACACUCACUCUUUGUGAUGUUUCACGGGUCAGUUAGAGCAUUACUCGAGAAAGAACCAACAGGAGGGCUUACUCGAGCACAGUUGUAUCCCUUCAUUGCAGAUUAUUUAAGCACAUUUCAAAAGCGGUCUCGCUCGGAAGACUGCUGCUGUGAUCUUUUUGUUGGGAAGAAACUUCAGCUACCAAAUUUCCGUGAAACUACUUUGAGUGAGCGUGGAACCGUUCAAAUGCUUACUUUAGCUAGGGACACUGCACUUGAAGUUCAGUCUCUUGUUCAAGUACUAGAUUCAUGUGCUGGGAACUUACGAUGCCACUCUAUGAUCUUAUUUCAAGAUCUGUUGGUUUCAACAACUCUCUCAGCUGAUGAUACCGUCAACUUGUUUACAUUUACUGUAAUGAGGUUGACCUCAAAAGCUCUAUCCUCUGACGCGAGUUCCUGGUCUUAUCUACGAAAGGGGAGUGGCUCAUCCGAAGUCUCUUCUAGAUCUACUUCGGCGCCCGUUGGUUCAGUUGACUCGCUACAUUCAGGAAAUGGUGAUAACAUGCUUCAUGUUAUAAGGCCACUACAACAUGAUAAGUGGAAAAAAGGGAAAGAUGGUUUUCUUGUAACUGAUAUUUGGGGUUUAGAGACUGGUGGUUCACCUGAUUCUGCUAUCCCUACAGUCUGGCUUCAACAGACACAAGAAAGAGUGUAUCUCCUCGCUUAUCAAUAUAAAAGUCUCACCUUACUUCUUCUCUUGCCUACAACUGCCAUUCUAAAUGGAGAUUUAAGCAUCUCAGCCGUAAAACAGCAAGUUAUUGAACAGGCAUCGCUGAGAAUAAUGAAAAUUGAAGAGAAAAUUUCAAGGGGGUGGGGAGGUGAGAAUGCUUAUCAUGUUAAGGGUUACCGUUACUUGGUAGUUGAUAAUGACAUGGAAAUUUCCAGAGCUUCUCCUUCAGGGAAAGUAGCAACACUUGCAAAGGAGUCUCUACUUGCACUAAACAAGCUCAGAGAAGAAGUAGAUUUAGAAAAGAGCCGUGCACAAAAGAAGGAGAAAGACUUGGAAAUAUGCAUAAGAGCUAAGAACAAUGCGUGGGUGAUCGCCCGUGUGAGCAGAGGUAAAGAGCUCUACAUGGCUUUGGAGAAAGCCAGUGACACUCUUCUUGAUGCCACAGAUGCUGUUGGAAGAUUCAGCAACAGGUAUUGCAGCGGAGCGUUUUUGAUGGACUAAGAUUAGUCUUGUUUCUUCUGCUUAUGGAAAGAGGUUUCAAGUACAAAAACCUCUGCUUAGCCAUUAAUUUUGUUGUGGGGAAAUUCUAAAAGAGAAAACGAUUGUUCUUGGUUGGUCUGUAUAUUUGUUAGAAUAAUUCCACGUUCAAUCAAUGCAAAAGAAAUCGUUCACUCUCGUGGGCCAUAUUUGUAGAGAUGCCUAAAUUUACUAUUGCAAGAACCGGCUUGUUAAAAGCUUUCUUGAAAAAGAUUAGGCACUGUUUAUA